AAAUUUUAGAUCGGUGGAGAUUGCGCUGGGAGCUGUUUAUCCGGAAGUGCUGCUCUCUAAACCUCUGGAGAGAUGGUCGCCAUUCAGUGCACCCAUUUGGAGAGUUUUAAAAGCACCACCCACUCUUCCUCUCUGUAUCCAGCCACUUGUUCGGGGAGCAGGAAAGUCUUGGAGGCACCGUAAUGCCGGCACCAGAAAAUGUCUCUGACAACUAUUUUGUGGCCCGUUCAGUCUAUUCCGAAAAUAGUUUCCUAGAGGAAAAUGAAAGAAAGGAAAAGGUCCCUAAAACUUUACGUGACCGGCUGGCCAAGAGGUGCAGUUGCUCUGCUAAAAGGGUUAUGGGUAUUAUUAAAAAUCUGCUUCCGAUACUGGAUUGGUUGCCCAAGUACAAACUGAAGCAAUGGCUGCCUGGAGACAUUAUUUCUGGUCUGAGCACUGGUCUGAUUGCAACAUUACAAGGUCUGGCUUUUGCUCUUUUGGCUGAAGUCCCUGUUGGCUAUGGUCUGUACUCUGCUUUUUUCCCCAUUUUACCAUAUUUCUUCUUGGGAACAUCAAAACACUUAGCUGUGGGUCCAUUUCCAAUUACCAGCUUGAUGAUAGGGUCUUUGAUUCUGUCAUUGACACCUGAUGAAAAUUUCAUGAUGUCAAGCAAUAUGACAGAACUCAGUAAUGGCACACUUGUGGAUAUUGCUGCCAGAGAUGCCCAGAGAGUAGUCAUUGCAUCCUCUGUCACUGUUCUUGCUGGCAUUAUACAGCUUGUGCUUGGGAUUCUGCAAGUUGGUUUCAUUGUUCGGUACCUCUCCGUCCCCUUAGUGGGAGGAUUUACAACAGCCGCUGCCUUUCACGUCUUUGUCUCCCAGUUGAAAAUAGUUUUAAGUGUGCCAACAGAGAGUUACACUGGAGUCCUUUCUGUCAUAUAUACUCUUAUUGACAUAUUUCGCAACAUUCGACAAACUAAUAUUGCAGACCUCAUUGCUGGUUUGAUCACCUUUGUCUUGUGUGUAAUUGUGAAAGAAAUCAACACUCGUUACAAAGAAAAAAUUAAAGUGCCUAUUCCGAUUGAAGUAAUUGUGACUAUUGUAGCAACAGGAAUCUCAUAUGGUGCUAAUUUGGAACAAAAAUAUAAUGCUGGUAUUAUCAAAAGCAUUCCAACAGGAUUUUUACCACCAACACCACCAGAUGUGAGCAUGUUUAGUCAAAUGGGAACAUCAGCCUUUUCUAUUGCUAUAGUGGGAUAUGCUGUGGCUGUUUCUGUUGCUAAAGUUUUUGGUACCAAGCAUGACUACCCAAUUGAUGGAAACCAGGAAUUUAUAGCUCUGGGAAUUUCCAAUAUUUUUGGUGGCUGCUUCUCGAGCUUUUUGGCAGGCACUGCUCUGUCCCGCACAGCUGUACAGGAAAGCACAGGUGGAAAAACUCAGAUUGCUGGGCUUUUAACUGCAGUAAUUGUGAUGAUUGCCAUCCUGAUAGUUGGAAAGCUACUUGAACCUCUGCAGAAGGCUGUACUGGCAGCAAUUGUCAUUGCCAAUUUGAAGGGAAUGUUCUGGCAAUUCUUUGAUGUUCCUGUGUUGUGGAGACAAAACAGAGUUGAUUGUCUGAUAUGGAUUGUGACAUGGAUUGCUUCCAUCCUUCUGGGAUUAGAUUUGGGGCUUUUAGUUGGUGUGUGCUUUGAACUUCUUACUGUUGUCCUUAGAGCCCAGUUCCCAGUUUCCACUGCUCUAGCGAAUGUACCAAACACAGACAUUUACAAGAACUUGAAGAGAUAUAAAAAUCUUGUUGAACCAACUGGUGUGAAGAUCUUCAAAUUUUCUUCUCCUUUGUUUUUUGGAAGUGUUGAUUACUUUAAAGAGAGAAUCAAUGCCAUUGUUGGAUUUAAUCCAGCUCGAGUGUUUAAUAAGCGAACAAAGGCAUUGAAGAAGAUUCAAUCACUUAUAAAGAAGGGUCAAUUAAGAGCAACAAAGGACGGGAUUGUAACUGAUGGAAGUGUUGCCAAUGAAGCUUUUGAAGAUGACGGGGAAGCUGAAGAAGAACCAGAACCAGAUGUUCCAACAAAGGAAGUGGAAAUCCAAGUUGACUGGAACUCCGAACUCCCGAUCAAAAUCCUGGUUCCCAAAGUUACCAUUCACAGCCUUAUUUUUGAUUUCAGUUCAGUGUCAUUUAUAGACAUUGUUGGUGUCCGAAUCCUUAAAAUGGUGGUAAGGCAAUUUGAACGAAUAGGUGUUAAGGUUUAUGUGGCAGCAUAUGAAGAUCACAUUGUGAAGAAAUUGGAGAAGUGUGGCUUUUUUGAUGAAAAUGUGAAGAAGGACAUGCUUUACCUCACCAUUCAUGAUGCUGUUGUUCACAUACACACUCAGACUAUGUACAAAGAUAUACAAGAUCCUAUAUUUGAGAAGAUAUCACUCAUGCAAGAAUCAAAAGAACCUUUGGAAGAAGUAGAGGAUGAUGUGGAAGAACUGGAAGAUCAGAAUCAGGGCCACACUGGAUUCAGCUAUUAAAGCUCAUUGAUCCAGAUGAUUUUGAACAGAAUUCCCAAGGCAUAUGUACAUGUCAGUUAUUCAGCUGUUGUUAUGAAUUACAGCCUUAUUGGUGUUUUCUAUACCAUGCAGAUGUUUUGCUGUUUAUAUGGAUAGACAAUGAAUGAUCUUUGAUAUAAAUCUAACAGAUUCUCAAUCUAUUUUUUUAAUGUUUAAAACAUGUAUAGAAAUCCUAACUUGUAAUUCCUGCAAUGGUGAUAAUUGGUUGUUUUGGUCUGGGAAUUGAUUAUUUCAUUGUUUUAUGGUAUAUUAGGCACCAUUUUGUUCUGCAACUAGAGACAUGAUAUGAUCGAUGAAUUGGAAUGGUGGUAUUGCAUUGCCCAGCCUGAUGUACUCUGUAGUCAUGUUCUGUACACGAUUUAGAUCUGAAACAGACUGUUCACAUGUUGCUGGUGUCCACUUUGCAUUGUUCAUUUUCUGUCUACAGUAGAUUGAUAAUUUUGCAGAAUUAAGCUUAAUAACAUUGAAAGUACAUUUAAUCAACCAUAUCUUGCCAGAAUCGUAGGACCAGAAUUGUUACACAUCAAAAACAUAGCUAACUUUUGUGCCAUUUUACUUUAUAAACAGUACAAGCAUAUGAUUUUUAGAAAUAUAGGAGAACUUCAAAACCAAUUAUUUUCUGCAAGGCAAGCUCAAUGGAUUGUUAGACACUUUCUAUUGUAAAUUUAUUCAAAAUCCGGUAUAACAUAAUUAGUGCAUAAUGUAUACUGAACAUUGCAUAUUAGAGGAAAAAACAUGGAAUUGUCAAAUCUUAACUCUGUGAAUUAUUUUAUUCUAGAAUUAUAUAAAAAUAUGCUUAGUUAAUGUGGUUCUCCACUUUAUUGAUACCAAAGUCUCUUUAGUCACACUGAGAAAUAAAGUGUGAUGAAGAUCAGCAAGAAAACUGUCUUUAAUUUGGGAUUUUUGCUUUUGAUCCAACCCAUAAUAAUUUUUGAGGAUGGAUGUGAUGAGUUUUCUUUCCUUGUGGGAGAACAUUUACUAUUUUAUUUUAAAUUUAGCCACUGAAUAUAAUAGCAGGUAUCUCAAAAAUUCAGGACCUAUCAUAUCACUUAAUCAACCCAUACUUGCUUUCAAGGGGCCAUGUCAUUUGAAAUGAUGGAUAUGGGGUGAGAAUGAAUGCAGAUUAUUUAACCAUGCUGUGAUUGUAAAUUUGAAGGAUAAAAGUACAAUACUAACAAAUGCUGAAUUAAACAAAAGACUGGGAAGUUUUUUUAGUUAUAUAGCCUAAAGUAUAUGUUGCUUAAGCUCUAGUAAAAGUAAUUAGUGUUCUGUUUGUAACAUCAAAGUAAUAACUCUGCUACAGUAUUCCACUGUGCAUAGGUUACAGUUAGAGGAUAUGUGGGGCCUGGUUUUAAGAUUGGCUUUAUAUUCCAUUUUUAUUUCAUUCCACUGGAGGUUGUUAGAGUAUUAUUCCCUCAGAAAUGUCCUCAUUGUUGAUUGGCUAGAUGGAAAUUCUAAUAGAGCAAAUGGGCUUGACAGCUGAAGUCUUUUUUUUCCCUUUUGAUUUAAGAGCUUUAGGAUAGGGUUGCUAUAACUUUACUGUUCUGUAAUUGAAGGAAGGAGAAAAGUUGAUUAAUUUCUUUUAUGAGCUUAAAGUUUGCUACCAAAUAACCUUAAAAUAUUAUUAGUGGACGUGGAGAUUUUUUGAUUCAGGAUAGAAAUUAAUAAUUGAAUAGUUUUUUCAAGCGAGGUAAAUAAAAAAAAUUGAUUUUUUUUUGCUAAUUUUAACAUUGUGGAGGAUGACGUGUAACAGAUGUCCCUCAGUAUUAUUAUAUCAUCACUCAAGAUCCAGAUGAGUUUUCAUCAAAUGUGCUGUUUCAGCAUAAAAUCAAAUAUCAAAUAAUUAUUUUCAUGCUUGGUGGAGUAUGAGAGUUGAUAUUGCCGAGAAAUGAGUCGUGUGAGUUAAUGAGCGGUUAAUGCAUUCAUUUUACCUGUCCACUUCGUUAAAGAAAGCGUUAAUCUAUUUAAAAUCAUUUGGGUAACACCUGUCUUACAAUAGUGGACAUAGGAAUGUCAUUGUAUGUUUUGAACAAUGGUCCGUAAUAUACUUUCUACAUAGAUGGGCUCUGCUAACCCAGCUUUCAAUAGUCUUGCACUGCUCAGUUCACUACCUUUUGCAAAUAUUUUCUGUUUUUUAAUUUAUGCACAUUGGUGACUGAUCACAACUGGAAAUUUGUGUCCGGAAGAGUCCAAUAGAUAAAGUACCUAAAUUUCAGGUACUCUAAUAUUUGCAACUGCAGGCUUUGUAAAAUAACAUGCAUUUUAUCUUUGAGCUGUAGUAAAAUUUUAGUCAUUCCUGAAUUUUAUUGUAAAUAUGGAAUUAAGUAAUAAAGAAUAGCAACGUUGGAACUCAGUGCUAAAACUGAAUAUUCAGAUGACUGGAAUUAAGAGGGUAGAUGAAAUUUAUUGGGUGUAGUCCUCCUUGGAAUAAUUUUUGUUAUAAUACUUUGGAGACAAUAGCGUCCGUACAAAAAUGCAUAUUAAUGUUGUUAAAUUUGAUACAAGUAAACAUUUGUUUCCAUGUUUUAAAUAUAUGGAAUGAAUGGGGCAUUUAUUGUGUUUCAAAAAUUUUUAGUUUUUUGAGCUUGUCUCAUGCUAAAAGUCUGAGCUAUUUGCUUAUGGAGUCCUAUGGUGUGUGUGUGUGUGUAUAUGUAUGUGUGUAUGUAUAUAUAUAUAUACACAUACAUACACACACACACAUACACACACACAUAUACAUAUAUAUACAUAUAUAUAUCAAUCAUUGCUGGUCAUGAAAUACCCUCCGAUAUGAAACCAAAUAUAGUUUGUCAUUUACUAAUGUACUACCAAUAUUUUUGUGCAUUGAUUUCCUUUACAAUUAUGGCACAAUGAUUGGAUUUCACUGUUGAUGACCACAAAUAUUUUUGUUAAUAAACUGCAUGUUGUUGUAAUGAUAAAU
This is a messenger RNA of Pristis pectinata (smalltooth sawfish), 5451 nucleotides long. Its product is annotated as pendrin-like. NCBI's taxonomy places the organism in Eukaryota, Metazoa, Chordata, Chondrichthyes, Rhinopristiformes, Pristidae. Gene Ontology annotation, molecular function: oxalate transmembrane transporter activity; sulfate transmembrane transporter activity; chloride transmembrane transporter activity. The transcript has 21 exons. Gene Ontology annotation, biological process: transmembrane transport. The record is from RefSeq and is a predicted model, not a curated record. Gene Ontology annotation, cellular component: membrane. The coding region runs from base 183 to 2492 and encodes 769 amino acids.